AUGGAGUCAGACAAUCACAAUAAUAUUGUAAUGGCGACUACGGAAGACGUAGAAGUAGUAGAAGCAGUAGAAGAAGUAGAAGAAGUUCCAUUUACUGAAGAGGAGAUUGCUAUUACGUAUAAAGUAUUAGGUGUAUUAGCGAAUCGUAAUGAUCUCUUGGAGCAAAGGAAUAUGCGAAUGUUACGUAAGAAACUUGCGCCUGUAUGUGAAUACAUUGAAGGACGUAAAUUUGGUGGCAUAGGACGGAAGAAAUAUCUGGAAGAUAAAGCAAUUCGUGAAGAAAAACGAGCACGUCAUAAUCGACGUAAAAUGCACGAUCGUCGUCAUAUUAAUAGCUCGACAUUACGUCGUGAGCGGAUUGCAAAGUUAGAGUCUUUGUUGUUACAAGGUGAUGAUGCAACAAGUGUAUUGCCUAUGAUUGCCGACGGUGUAGCAGGAGAUUAUGGAUGUUAUGCUACAAAUACUUUGUUGACAAGUAUUUCUGACUCGAAGUUACAGCAACUUUGCACGGAUGAAGCACAACAAGCUCGUCAUGAUGAAGUAGCAGCUUACAGUAAAGAAGCGAAUGCAUUGCUGGGUUUUCGCUCGUGUUACACGUGCAAAAGUCGAUUUGAUAAGAUUCAUCACUUUUAUGAUCAGCUUUGUCCACGUUGUUCGGAGCUUAAUUUUAUUAAACGCUUUCAAACGGCAGAUUUACGUGGUAAAGUGGCGCUAAUUACGGGAGCCCGCGUGAAGAUUGGAUUUCAAGCGGCAGUGAAGUUGCUACUAGCAGGAGCAGCGGUUAUUGUGACAACACGGUUCCCAAAGGAUGCAGCCGAACGUUUUGCAAAACAUUCGGAGUAUGAGACGUUUAAGGGUCGUCUUCACAUAUUUGGCAUUGAUUUCCGUGAUCUGGUGCACCUGGAGCAGUUCUGCGAUUUCGUCAUAAGCCGCUACUCUCGUCUUGAUAUGAUUGUUCAUAAUGCAUGCCAGACGGUGCGUCGACCUCCUGCUUACUACAAGCUACUUGUGGAUAAGGAGACGAAGGCGCUAGAGACGAGCAAUAAGGAAGUUCAGAUGUUGUUAAGUUGUCAACAGGAGUUUGAGUCACAUGUCAAGUCAGUAGCACUUUCUACGUCUGAUGUCAAUGCUGUCAAUACAGGCGGUAACGUUGUCAUGUCAUCUGCGUUGAAGUCGCAGGUGCCUUUGAUUGCUGGAGAAGACCAUCCUGACGAUCAGACUUUUCCAAAGGGCAUUGUGGACGUGAAUGGACAGCAAUUAGACCUUCGCUCGCAGAACUCUUGGCUACUUCGUAUGGGCGAGGUUGCUACUCCUGAAGUGGCGGAAGUGUUUGCGAUCAACACGUUGGCACCGUUUAUUAUGAACAACCGCCUGUUGCCUUUGUUGGAGAAGAGUGGCAUUUCUGAAAAGAAGUUUAUUGUGAACGCUGCACUCAAUAUGAUGACGCGCACAUGUGCUGAGGAUCUAAGCAAGCGGCGCAUUUAUAUGAACUCGGUCGACACUGGCUGGAUCAAUGACGAAAAUCCAUUGUCAAAGGCCCAUGCUUAUGCAGAAGCCCACAAUUUCCAGACCCCUAUUGACGAAAUUGACGCAGCAGCACGCGUAUUGGAUCCAAUCUUUGUCGGCUACAAUUCGGAUGAGUCUAUUUUCGGCAAAUUCCUCAAGGAUUUCCACGAGACCGAGUGCCAGAUCUCGUCAGUAUUGAAUCUACCGUCAAGAAGUAUAAUCAGUUCAAGAGAGAAAGAAAGAAAAGAUGAAGUACUGCGUCAUAAGCUUACAAAACUACGUGAUGAGCGUACGGACAGUCGCAUUUUUCGUCAUUUGCUACGAGAAGUUACUUUUUAUCUUGGAUAUGAUGCAACGGAUGAUCUGGAGACGAUUCCGAUGAAAAUUAAGACUCCAAAAGGCGAUCAUCAAGGCGCAGAGCUGUCUACGUUGGUGGCAUUAGUGCCAAUUCUUCGUGCUGGAUUGGGAAUGGUAGAACCGAUGUUAGAUGUACUACCAAACGCUACAGUACAUCACAUUGGAAUGUAUCGCAACAAGCAAUCACUACUACCUGUACAAUACUACAACAAGCUCCCAAAGGAGUGUAAUGUCGACGUUGCAAUUAUCCUGGAACCUGUCAUUGCUACGGCUGGCACAAUCCUCGCAACGCUCGCAGUUUUAAAGACGUGGGGCGUUCAAAGAAUCAAGAUUGUAAGCACAAUCGCAUCCAAGCAGGGUCUGCAGGAAGUGUGUGACAAGAAUCCCGAUGUGGAAAUUUUCCUCGCUGCGAUUGACGAUGGACUUUCUGAGGAUGGCUACAUUUUGCCUGGUCUUGGUGAUGCUGGUGACCGUGAGUUUCAUACUGGAAAGCAGGAUGAAAAGGUUGAGAUGUUACAGAAGAAGCAGAAAUUGUAG
Messenger RNA from Peronospora belbahrii, 2400 nucleotides. The record is from the annotation of a GenBank genome assembly. Lineage: Eukaryota; Oomycota; Peronosporomycetes; Peronosporales; Peronosporaceae.